AUCCCUCCACGGACGCCAGUGCUGCUGUAGCCUACCAGCACACAAUUUCCUCGUGCGUGCAGAUGGUACUCUGGUUCGAUGGCUUCAGGGAAACGGAAUUUCUGCAUUUGAGCCUCAGUUCGGUGAUUCGGGAUUUACUAAAUGUAAUAUUUGACACGGCUGCUGCAGACCUCUGACUUCUUCCCAGCGACCAGACGAAGUGCCAAGUUGUGCCAAAACAACAAAGCAGUGCGCGUUCUCUCUCUCUCUCUCUCGCUCUCUCUCUCUCUCUCUCUCUCUCUCGCUCUCUCUCUCGCGCGCGCGCUCUCUCUCUCGCUCUCUCGCUCUCUCUCGAUCAAGUAUUUAGAUUUGGCAAAUCAAAGCCUUUCAAGGUUAAUUCCUUCAACCAACUUCAUAGCUGGUUUUAAUUAUUUUUUAACUUGGAUUUUUUUUUCUUUUCUUCUUCAUCAAUGAAGUCCGGCAUCAAUUUUAAACAGACUGCCUUUAGAAUAACAGGUGACCAACGAAUUCAAGAUGAGAAGUUUGAUCGUUUUUAUUCUGUCUUUAUCAACGUGUCUGUCAGUGGUGAGUGGAAGACAUCCAACAUGUAACUUCCUUCUGGAGCUUAAGAAAGACCAGGAGGAAUGUCUUGUGAAGCUGAGGGAACAAGAAUCUUCAAAUGCCUCCAAAGCAACGGGAUGCAAAGCUAUCUGGGAUAACAUAGCAUGUUGGAGCCGUGCAGAGGUUGGAGAGACAGUCACUAGAGAGUGCCCCAGAGUGCUCAAGAUAUUCUUUGGGAGAAAUGGAAACAUAAGUAAGAACUGUACAGAGGACGGAUGGUCUGAAGUUUUCCCCCAAAUAACCAGUGUGUGUGGGGCAGAGGAAAAGCAUGAUAAGUUGGUCUUCUUUAUGGUGGUGAAGACUCUGUACACCCUGGGCCACAGUUUGUCUUUGAUUGCCCUCACAACCGGGAGCGCCAUCCUCUGUGUAUUCAGAAAACUCCACUGCACUCGGAACUACAUUCACCUCAACCUGUUCUUUUCAUUCAUCCUGAGGGCGGUGGCGGUCCUUGUGAAGGACGACAUCCUCUUCUCUCGCAGCAAUCAGUGUUCUGAGCUGCCUUCACUGAUCGGAUGCAAGGCGAGCCUGGUGAUUUUUCACUACUUUAUAAUGGCCAACUUCUUCUGGUUGCUGGUUGAGGGCCUCUACCUCCAUAUGCUGCUGAUUGUCAUGUUCUCUGAAAAUAGACACUUCAUAGUUUAUCUUCUCAUUGGCUGGGGAAUCCCAACAGUGUUUGUUUCUGCAUGGGUUAUUACAAGGGUUUAUUUUGAGGAUACUGGAUGCUGGGAACAGAAUGAUAACCCAAUCCCCAUGUGGGUGAUCAAUGUACCCAUAGGAAUCUCCAUCAUGGUGAACUUCCUCCUGUUCAUCAGUAUUAUAAGAAUCCUGGUUCAGAAAUUGAGGUGUCCUGAUGUGGGUGGCAACGACCAGUCACAAUACAGGAGGUUGGCCAAAUCCACUCUCCUGCUGAUCCCUCUGUUUGGCAUCCAUUACGUUGUCUUUGUGUCUCUCAAUGAAGCCAUGGCAGAUUACAAAAUCUUCUUUGACCUCGCUAUCGGAUCCUUUCAGGGCCUGGUGGUUGUCAUUCUGUACUGUUUCUUAAACAGUGAGGUUCAAGGGGAACUGAAGAGAAAAUGGCAGAGUAUAUGCCUCAACUGCCAUAUGGCCAGAAACUACACCCAGCACAACACUUAUGCCUCCAGAAACGGCUCAGAGAACAUGGCUCAGUUCCAACGUAACUGUCGUGCCCAGUCCUUCCUGCAGACGGAGACCACUGUACUGUGAGGGGUGAGGGUAAAGAGGGAUCUGUCUCCAUUAAAACGCUAUAAAACUCUGGUAUUGGCCUAUAUACACACUACAGCACGCAUAGGCUACAGUUGUGGGCACUAAAAGGUUAGGUUGGCCCACAGUAUUGGCAGAACAAUUGCUGCAAUGGCUCUCUAGGAUCUUCUAAUGAGUUUGUCACAAAAACCUGUACCCUUUAUUGUACCUGCAACUUAUGGCAGAUGACGUAACAGGGUAUUUUUAACAGAUAUGAAUAAAUUGGGCUGUCUGCAGUAAUGUCAAUGUUUUUAAUUAAUCGGUUAGUUUAAAUAAACAUUUCAUUACUGGAUGCCAGGGAGAAGUCAUGGCUCUUAUACCGAUCUCUUUCUCUCUCUUUCUCUCUCUUUCUCUCUCUCUUUCAAUUGAUUUCACGCUGUGUUUAAUGACCUCAUGCAGCCAUCCACCCAUGUGUUCUGACACUAGUCUAAAUGAACAGUCUUUCAAGUUAAUAUCUUGGUCCCAAAUGGCACCCUAUUUCCUAUAUAGUGCACUACUUUUGACCAAAGCCCUAUGGGCCCUGGUCAAAAGUAGUGCACUAAACAGGGAAUAGGGUGCCAUUUGGGAUGUAGACAGUAUAUUUUGAGUCAUUUGUGAUGACUUUCAGAGUGAAAAUAACUAAAGGGUAAGAGAGAUUUAUGGAUUCAAAUUAACAAUGGUUUCAUCUUGACUGUCAAACAUUGUAUCUACUUUCAUAAAUGUAAAAUAACUGUAGCAUAACUUUAGUUUUCUUCAUGGUUUAUUUGCUGUUUAAACAAUUAAGCAAUGUGUUGUCAAACUGAACUGUGGUUCUAGUAGAUGUAAUUUUGUCAAACAUGAUUACAAGGAGACUAGGAUUGUCAUGGCAAGGAUGUAUAGACAGAUAUACAGUACGUAUAUUGUACAUGUUGCUUUUUAUUGCCGUCGAGAGGAAUAUAAUGGAUAUUGAGAUUUAAAUUAGAUAGUUGAGAACAAGUACAAUAUGAGCAGGGUGGAGAAGAGGUGAAUUGUAAAGGACCAUUGUGUAUAUUAGAGGGACUAUUGAUCUACCGCAAAGUCUAAAGUACUGGUAUGUCAUUUUUGCUAAGAUAUUACUCAGCAUUAUUUUCUGCAAAGACCCCAUGAAUGUCAUACCACAACAUGAUUGAUGAACAAUCUCUUGUUAGUAUUGUAUCAUAAGAAUGUAAUUUUCCUCUUGAUCUUUUACAGUAUGUUAUGCUUUUUUGUGUGUUCAUUCCUCAUCAAGACAACCAACCAAAGCCAUCUCUGAUGUAAGUUAUAUAACUAUGCUGUCUAUUUAAAUUUUAACUCAAAGUAUGAGUUCUGUGGUGGAUACAUGCUCCUGUCUGGACUGCUGCUGAACAAACUGACCCUGAACCAGACCUGAUUUCAGGUGCUUCGUGUAGAUAUGGAAGAAAGAGAGGACAUGACUGCUGAUUACCUUGGCAUUUCCCUCAGAAAGGUGUUUCCACUGAGAAGGUGACAAUGUUUAGACUUGAGGUCAUACUAGAAGGAGACCUAGGCUCCAACAUGGUCAUCUUUUGUAUUUCAUUAAAAAAUCCUCCCAAAUGUACGAUUAUUCCCUGAUCUCCUAACAGAUUUCAUAUUACAAGCGACAUCAUGUAUUUGCCAUGUAGAAUGCUGCCAGGAUUGUGUUUUUUGCAUGUUUAUCGUUGAUGUAGUCAAUCAAAAUGUUAACAGUGCCUAAUACUUACUAUUUAAUCUUAGAGUUAUUUUAUUCUACAUCCUGUUGCUGUCUGAUUCCCAAAUGGCACACUAUCCCCUACAUAGUUCACUACUUUGACCAUCUC
Molecule: messenger RNA, 3650 nt
Organism: Coregonus clupeaformis (lake whitefish)
Lineage: Eukaryota; Metazoa; Chordata; Actinopteri; Salmoniformes; Salmonidae
Product: vasoactive intestinal polypeptide receptor 2-like
Exons: 13
Coding region: 514-1824 (436 amino acids)
Biological process (GO): cell surface receptor signaling pathway; adenylate cyclase-modulating G protein-coupled receptor signaling pathway
Cellular component (GO): plasma membrane
Molecular function (GO): G protein-coupled peptide receptor activity; peptide hormone binding; vasoactive intestinal polypeptide receptor activity
Source: RefSeq, a predicted model, not a curated record